Cydia splendana is the source of this 1233-nucleotide messenger RNA. RefSeq lists its product as uncharacterized. Bases 1 to 1233 code for a protein of 410 amino acids. The transcript has 3 exons. Lineage: Eukaryota; Metazoa; Arthropoda; Insecta; Lepidoptera; Tortricidae. The record is from RefSeq and is a predicted model, not a curated record.
AUGUCACAAAUUGUGGUCGAGGACGCUUCGACUGACGAGCUGGCGUCAGUGCCUGAUGUCGAGCAAGCUGAAGAUGUACCCGAAAACAGGAUUAAGAAUAAAACGAGCGCACACUGCGCACAAGAUUUGACCAUGGAUGAGAGGUCUUGCGACGAUGCGGGGACUGUAGACACUGCUGACAAUAAUGACGGUGAAGAAAAACCGCUCCUAAAACUAAUGAAGCACCUAAUAAGCAACAACGGCAAGCAGAACACCAAAGUGACCAACAAUCAGCUCAUCGGCAUCCUCAAGAAGGAGUUCGACCUUGACCACGCCAACCUGCACUUUAUUAGUGUGGAUAUAUAUAUGAACGUGCUGAAGAAGUUCUUGAAAACUUGGCCGCAGUGGGGUGAUCAGGUCAUGCAUGAAACCCGCUGUAUGUAUGACCAUGAAGAGGUUGAAAAAAUGCUGGACAUAGAAUAUAAAUCCCUAAAGGAAUACCUCGCCUCCAUUUUGAAAGCGACUGAACCUUUCGCUAGAAAAGCGGCGCAAAAACUAAGCCAAGAAAUACCAGAACCCAGCCGAGCUUUCGCCGGCAAUGUUCUUAUAGAAAUAAAUUGUACAAGAAAUCAAUUAAAUAAACUUUUCCUUAGAAAUCCAGAUCUAGAAAACAAUAACACGAAAUUGAAUAUCAAUUCUUAUGUACCAUCAAAAAUAUAUCUUAACCAAAAAACUUUUCAAUCUGUGCUGAAUUCCUGCUACGUUAAGUUUACAAUAAAUAUGGCGUGCUUUGAAUAUAGAAGAGAAAUGUUACCAAAGUUCAAACACAAACUUAUAAAUAAAAAACUAAGACAGCUUCAACGGGAGCCAAAAUUAAACACUCGUUUGCAAUCAUUGAAAAAUACAAAACCAGAAGGGGACGUAGCUAGGAAAGACUUAAAAUUACUUAUAGAGAGAAUACGGCAUUCGAAUAGAUACAGUAUGGAGCAGCAACUAGAUUUUGAAAUGUUAUUUAAAACUAUUAAUGAAGAUUUCAAUGUGCUGCCACCGACAUACAAUGAUGGUAGAGUGGAAAUACCAUGUGCAUUUAGAUGUCAUAUGAGCAAAUAUCCAUAUGUGAGACAUUUAUAUGAAGAAGUUGAUGCUGAAUCGGACAAGUACGAUUUGCAGUUAGAACAGAAGAUUUCACCGAUGCUGUGCUUCCAUAUAUCCAGGUACCUACAUAGAGUCUGUGCGAAAAGAGAAGAGUCGUAG